This is a messenger RNA of Plasmodium vivax (malaria parasite P. vivax), 1224 nucleotides long. Its product is annotated as endonuclease, putative. Bases 1 to 1224 code for a protein of 407 amino acids. The record is from RefSeq and is a predicted model, not a curated record. Gene Ontology annotation, molecular function: DNA binding; 5'-3' exonuclease activity; 5'-flap endonuclease activity. Lineage: Eukaryota; Apicomplexa; Aconoidasida; Haemosporida; Plasmodiidae. The transcript has a single exon.
AUGACCAUCAAAGGAUUCGUCCAAUUUGUGAACAAGAAAAUCCCGAGCACCAUCAAAAAAAUAGAUGACAUAAAAAGCUUCACAGGGAAAAAGUUUGUAAUCGAUGGGACCUUCUUCAUUUACAAAUUUAUGUACGUAGCAUGGAAGCAUAUAAUAAACGAUAAGAAUCGUGAAAAGAGAUAUAAAGCCAAUGAUUUGAGGACCCACAUUUUGGUUAGACAGUACAUUAUUAAAAAAAGCAUCGAGUUGCUGAAAAAGCAGCAUGAGUAUUUUAAGUCAUUAAAAAUUAGCACGCUUUAUAUUAUCGAGGACAUUGGGGCCAGGUAUGAACUGCAGCCUCUGGAUUAUAAAUGUAAGAAGCAUGUGUGGAGGGAGAGGGAUUCUCUCAGGAAGAAGAAAAACCUCUUCGACAUUUUGAACGUGGACGCGUCCAAGGGAGGGGGCGCCCGGGGUGCAGAGGUGCAUCGAGGAGAGGCGCAGUGUGGAGAGUCGCCGCGCGGGGACUCACCCAUUGGGGACCCUACAAAUGCAAACUCAAACGGAAACGCCAGUGCGAACAGCGGGGGCAAACCCUUUGGGGAGCACAAGAGCGCCAUCAGCAGCAUGAGCGAUGGUAGCAUUAGCGAAGGGAAAAGCCAGAAGAAGAGCAAAAUGGAAGUCGUCGUGGACGAAGACGGCAUUCACGAUUUGUUUAAAAAAAACAUUUUUAUAAAAAUUAACUCCAAAACGGCCAACGAUAUUUACAACUAUCUGUUCCUGGAGAAGAUACCCAUCUUUAUAACAAAAAAUGAUGCAGAGAAAGAAUGCGCAAUUCAGUGCUCGCACGAAAAGGACAUCGUCGUGUCAGACGAUACGGACGCAUUGGCAUUUGGAGCCCCCAACUUAAUACGCUUCAUUAUGAAUAAAAAGAAAAGACAUAUAAUUAACAAAGACGAGCUGCUAAACGAGUUAAACAUAAACUACGAGCAGUUCAUCGAUUUCUGCAUCCUUUCAGGCUGCGACUACAGCGCUAAAAUACCGGGCAUUGGACCCGUGAAGGCGCACGAAAUUAUUAAGAAGUACAAAACGAUAGAGACCUUUUUGGAGUCCAGCGCUUUUAACAAAUAUAAAAAUUCCAAGCUGUUCAACCAGAAAUUAAGCGGCAUAUCCAUGUCGCUCAACGACUACAUUGUUAAUGAGUUUACGUACGAGCAGGCGCGCAAGGUGUUUUUUAACUCCUAUUGA